Messenger RNA from Branchiostoma floridae (Florida lancelet), 2811 nucleotides. RefSeq lists its product as uncharacterized. NCBI's taxonomy places the organism in Eukaryota, Metazoa, Chordata, Leptocardii, Amphioxiformes, Branchiostomatidae. The record is from RefSeq and is a predicted model, not a curated record. Gene Ontology annotation, molecular function: DNA-binding transcription factor activity, RNA polymerase II-specific; RNA polymerase II cis-regulatory region sequence-specific DNA binding. Gene Ontology annotation, cellular component: nucleus. The coding region runs from base 473 to 2155 and encodes 560 amino acids. Gene Ontology annotation, biological process: sex differentiation; regulation of transcription by RNA polymerase II. The transcript has 2 exons.
GUCCGGGAAGAAGUACUGUAGACACUACUAAUCCCAAGGCUGUAACUCUCUGGCUGUAACUGACAGUUUCCUGAACGCUUCAUUUGUUUAUAUGGACUGAACAUUGACAUCGUGAUCUGCGGUGUAGAAAAUCAUGACCACCUUUUCCUCGCUUCGGGCAAGAGGAAAGAAAACGGAGAAAAUAAGUUUCAACUUUCAUGAGAAGAUUGCCAUGAUGUUCCCCAAGGAUCCAUGCUUUGUUGGUAGUGCAAUGUAGAACUUACGAAGAUUUUACUGAUGAACUUAAAGAAUUUUUUUUCCAAAUCUGAGAUCUAAAAGUGUAACACUAUAUUUAUUGGGUUGUUUUUCUCUUGGUACAGGGUUCCACUGGUUCUUUGAGGAUAGGUGUGAAAUGCGUGCUCUCAAGGGAAAAAACAACCAACGACGCCUGUGGUCCCGUUCGAAGGGGGCGGGGUAUCUGUCGGACAUAUAAAUGAGGACCGAUGCACGCGUCGUCCCAGACUUGUCUACCGUCAUGGAGAGAAGGGAGUACCACUGCAAAAAGUGUCGGGUACAUGGCAUAGAAGUGCCACUGAAGGGCCACAAGGGCAAGUGUCCAUGGGACAAGUGUGGUUGUGACGGUUGCUUACAAGUCGUGAGCUACCGACGCCAACAUGUUCACGACGGUCGGGCCAUGACAGCUUCGGAUGUGAUUAACAUCGCCAACCUCAGCAGAAAAGCGGGAAGGCCUGCGACCGAGAGCACCACAGCCCAAACUACCAGACGACAGGAGGCGAGGGGUGUGAGAAACACAGCAAUGUAUCGCGCUCUCAACAAGAGUAUGGAGGAGCUGGCCCACCAUACACCUACAGUGCACCCUAUACACCACAUCAAGAAAGCCGUUUUAGAUUUCACCGAACAGCAGUCAAGGUCAAAGGGAAAGGCGACGCCACACAACAAACAUGACAAAUACAGCUAUUUACCCACGGCCAUCUACCAGUCGUAUCCAGUCAAAUCUGGGAGUUGCCGCCGCGAAGCCGAGGCCUACCCGCGCCCAGGUUCAUCCCACCAGUCCGAGGCCUAUCCGCGCCCAGGUUCAUCCCACCAGUCCGAGGCCUACCCGCGCCCAGGUUCAUCCCACCAGUCCGAGGCCUACCCGCGCCCAGGUUCAUCCCACCAGUCCGAGGCCUAUCCGCGCCCAGGUUCAUCCCACCAGUCCGAGGCCUAUCCGCGCCCAGGUUCAUCCUACCAGUCCGAGGCCUAUCCGCGCCCAGGUUCAUCCCACCAGUCCGAGGCCUAUCCGCGCCCAGGUUCAUCCUACCAGUCCGAGGCCUAUCCGCGCCCAGGUUCAUCCCACCAGUCCGAGGCCUAUCCGCGCCCAGGUUCAUCCCACCAGUCCGAGGCCUAUCCGCGCCCAGGUUCAUCCCACCAGUCCGAGGCCUAUCCGCGCCCAGGUUCAUCCCGCCAGGCCGACGUCGAUGACGAUGUCCGGACACUAACCGAGAUGUUUCCGGGAGCACAAGAGAACCUGGGGUUGUCCCUGCUCUACGAGAUUAGGGGUAAUGCGGACAACAUGGAACAGGCCGUAGGGAACCUGAUCGCCAUCAUGUCUGGGCCGACCACACCAUCGCCAAAACGGAACUGUCCUCCCAGACUGACAAGGCUGUCGAACAUCUUUCCUGAGGUUGGCAAAGGAAUCCUCAAGGCUGUAAGCCAGCAGGCCGACAACACCCCAUCGGCGGUGGAGACCAUCCUGCGCCUAUGCUAUUCACCAGACACCAGACCUGCAGCAUCCAGCAUCGGGCCGACUCCAGUCUGCGCGGGCCCUCGCGGCAAACGAAAGGCACAGAGACUGGACUUUGGUAGCUCUAGUGAGGUCCAGUACACUCCUGGGUGCCGGACGCCCAGGGCAAGGGCUCCCAGUGGACGCGUCGUCAACUUCAACAGGGACGUGGAAUCUGCUCUGCAAGCCGCGGAGGAGGCGGAGAACACUUCGGGGGGUGGCACGUACACUAUCACACCAACCAGGACCCCGACAGUGCCAGCGGAAGACAGACGCACACCCGUCAAGAAGCGAGUUAUUGCUUGUAAGCAAUGCGGCACAUCUUGUGACCGGCUGGCCAAAUUCUGUCAUGAGUGUGGUGGACAAUUGUCCAACAGAUCUCAUAGGUACUGAGACAGAAUCUAUGCAGGUCGCACGUUGUGCCACAUGGAUUUGUUUGAGUAGAGUAAUCUCCGAGCACAGGUUAGCGUGGAAAAUCGUGACCUUUUCCAUAUAUGCCUUAUUUUCCAAUCAAUCUCCACUGAUCGAAAAAUACGGAAUAUAAGGUCAAGGUCACGAUCUUCCACACCAACCUCUGCUUGCAGAGAAUUAGUAGAGUUGAGUUCGUCAAGCCAGAUAGUGACAGUUGGUUCCUUUUUAGUCCGCCGUUGUACCUUAGUUGUUUUUUAUAACUUUCUCACAUAUUGAAAUGUGUUGCUGUACAAAACCUGAACUCACUUCAACAUGUGUGUCCAUUUCUGUUCUAACCAUCGUUAUAGAUCUAGAACUGCCAUUAUUUGUCGCUGUCCCGCAUAUGGGCACGAGUUGUUUAUUUUACAAUGGCGAUCUUUAUUUUGCAUGUUCUUGCUCAUGUGGGCAGUAGUUACAUGAAACGUUUCUGUAAAGAAUCUUUAGUGUCAGUGGGAAAGACAGAACUAAGGGUAUGCUAUGUACACUACCAGUACAUCUAUCGUUUACAAAACAGCCAAAUGUGCAAUUUACAUGCUUCUUUGCUCUACUUGAAACAAGUGUAUGCGUUUUAAGAAUAAAGUUGUUCAUUCAUGAACCCA